AUGGGAAAAGAGGCUUCCGAAAUCAGCAGAGAAAAAGACACUAAAACCAAGAAGCCUUCCAUUAAAGAAGUUAUUAGUAACUUCUGUGGCUAUACGACGGCACAUGGUCUUGGAAGACUGGCUGAUGGUGGUGGGAUUUUCCGUCGAGUGUCAUGGACUUUGUUUUGUGUAGGUGCUAUGGCGAUGUUCAUAGUCCAGACCAAGAAUUUAUUUGUUAUUUACUUCAGCCGACCUGUGACAACUGUGGUUACUGUUAACCACGAGAGCCAUGUCAAAUUUCCGGCUGUGUCCAUCUGCAACCUUAAUAUGAUUCGCUACGAUAAACUCCCCUAUGGUUUCAUAGACGGUAUUUUGGAGCAUUUGAGAAUAGAAGGGGAAAAUGAGAGUGGAGAUUCGAGAACCUCUCACGAUACAUUUAGCACUGGUGGUGUUCCCCCUGACCUCCCAAAUGAUACCGCUGGUGUCUUUACUGACAGUCUUGAGGACCCUACAACUGGUUCGUUACAAGGAUCGACUCACACUUCUGAUGUUUCCGAUGUUGUUACACAAAGCAUUGCGACGGAAUCUCCGACAGCUCCUCCAGGUGAUCCAACCGAUGCCUCCACAAGUGUCCCAGGAGGCCCGAUUGCUACCACUGAUGUGCACACUGGUUUUCCAGGUGUCCCAACAUUGUAUCCCUCGGAUGAUAACAACUACGACUACAACAAUGAAUACGAUCCAGACUAUUUUUACGACUACGACUACUUUGGCUCCGACUAUUUCUAUUUAGGUGGGCCUGAAGAGUCCAAAGAAGAAGAAUAUAGGAUUGAAGAAACUAUCCGUGCUGAGCUUGCAAUGAAAAACGAUUCCGAGACUUAUUCUAUGGGACACCAGUUUGAAGAUUUGGUGUUUGAAUGUUCAUUUAGAGGAUAUGAUUGCAGAAACUAUUCACGUUACUGGAGGCAUUUUUGGGAUCAUCGCUACGGGAACUGUUUCACAUUUAAUGGUGGCACUGAUGACGAUGGAGAAGGACAGAAGGUCAUGAUCUCCCACAUCACUGGACCAGCUGGAGGCUUGAAGCUCAACCUAUUUAUAGAGCAGUCACAGUACAUUGCAGAACUCAGUGAUACUGCUGGAGCUAGAGUUGUGAUUCAUGACCAAGGGCAAAUACCCUUUCCCAAUAACGAGGGGUACAAUGUACUACCAAGCCGCUCCACGUCAUUUGGCUUGACAAGGAAAGUCAUCGAAAGGGUUGAUCCAUUCGGGAACGGCAGCUGCCAGUCUGAGAAGAGUUUGAAUCGCAACAACAUGUAUGCCAAAAAAUUCAACGUUUCUUACUCUAGACAGGCUUGUUUAGAUUCUUGCCAGGCUGAGAAACAAGUUGAAGAAUGUGGAUGUGCUAGUGGCCAAUUUCCAUCCCAUUCAGAUAUUUGUAACUUAAAGAACUCAACAACAGUGAUGUCGGGCAGUGUCGUGUUGUCUCAGGUUUUUGAGAUUCAGUUCAUGGCCACCCUUUCAAUGGCGCAAUAUCCUGCCUAUUACUUCGAGGCAAUACUUGAGUCCCGCGUGAAGGAAAAGACCACCAUAUAUAAAGAGUUGUACAAUGGAUUUAAUCUUAAUGAAAACUUUGCGCAAGUGAAGAUAUUCUACGAGCAACUAAAUUACCAAAAGGUCUCCGAAAGAAUCAGCUAUAAGGGUGUCAAUCUCGUCGCUGAUAUAGGAGGUCAGCUGGGCCUUUGGAUUGGUAUAUCAGUGCUUACGUGCUGCGAGUUUUUGGAAUUGGUAAUAAUAUUAACACAAACCGUGAUUGGGCGCAUGAGACGACGAAAACUUAUUCACAUUCAACCUUAACCGAAAAAUGGAACUUAAUAAUGAUAGGAAA
Messenger RNA from Stylophora pistillata, 1861 nucleotides. Its product is annotated as epithelial sodium channel subunit alpha-like. Gene Ontology annotation, biological process: sodium ion transmembrane transport. The record is from RefSeq and is a predicted model, not a curated record. Lineage: Eukaryota; Metazoa; Cnidaria; Anthozoa; Scleractinia; Pocilloporidae. Gene Ontology annotation, molecular function: ligand-gated sodium channel activity. Gene Ontology annotation, cellular component: plasma membrane.